Molecule: messenger RNA, 453 nt
Organism: Staurois parvus
Lineage: Eukaryota; Metazoa; Chordata; Amphibia; Anura; Ranidae
Source: the annotation of a GenBank genome assembly
GGCUCAACAGCGGGCACCGCGUCAUCUGGCAAGACAGUGGGCACCAAGUCACCAGGCACGACAGUGGGCUCUGAGUCAAUUGGCACGACAGCGGGCACCGGGUCAUCAGGUACCGGAUUGUCUGGCUCGACAGCGGGCAUCGGGUCACCAGGUAUGACAGCGGGCACUGGGUCACCAGGCAUCAGGUCAUUUGGCUUGCCAGCGGGCACCGCGUCACCUGGCAAGGCAGUGGGCACCGGGUCACCAGGCAUUGGAUCGUCUGGCUCGACAGCGGGCAUCGGGUCACCAGACAUCAGGUCAUUUGGCUCGCCAGCGGGCACCGCGUCAUCUGGCAAGGCAGUGGGCACCGAGUCACCAGGUACGACAGCGGGCUCUGAGUCAAUUGGCACGACAGCGGGCACCGAAUCAGGUACCGGAUCAUCUGGAUCAACAGCGGGCAUCGAGUCAACUGGC